Molecule: messenger RNA, 2259 nt
Organism: Syngnathus typhle (broad-nosed pipefish)
Lineage: Eukaryota; Metazoa; Chordata; Actinopteri; Syngnathiformes; Syngnathidae
Gene: rars1
Product: arginyl-tRNA synthetase 1
Exons: 15
Coding region: 95-2080 (661 amino acids)
Biological process (GO): arginyl-tRNA aminoacylation
Cellular component (GO): cytoplasm
Molecular function (GO): arginine-tRNA ligase activity; ATP binding
Source: RefSeq, a predicted model, not a curated record
GCCGUAAGUGAAACGGAAAAAGUUGUCGACUGCUUCCUUCUCUCUCGCAGUCUUGACAGCUCGUUUCAUCAGCCACGCGACUGACUGUCUUCCAAUGGACGGAGACUGUGUGAACCAAUAUACGAGGCGGCUGCAGAAGCAGGAAUGCGAGAUCCAAAGUCUCUCCGCUGAGCUGGAGAGCCUGAAGAACCCGCAGAGCUCAAGUCCGUCUUGUCGUCUGGAGGAGCUGCGAGAGGAGAACAGCAGGCUGCAAUAUCGCCUCAACGUGCUCAAAAGGAGUCUGCAGGAGGAGACCCCCUGCUGCGGGACCGCCAUGAUGAACAUCAACCAGCGGCUGCAGGAGAUUUUUGGCCAGGCCAUCCGGGCCUCCUGCCCCGAGCUGGACAAGCCGCCGCUCUCCGUCACGCCCAACCAGCAGGCCAAGUUUGGAGACUACCAGUGCAACAGCGCCAUGGCCAUAGCACAGCUGCUGAAAGCAAAAGGCCUCAAAGUCAACCCGAAGGAAAUUGCAGAGAAAAUCAUUGUGAACAUUCCGCAGAACGAGCUUAUCCAGAAGACGGAAAUCGCAGGACCAGGCUUCAUCAACGUCCACCUGAAGCGCUCGUUUGUGUCCGGGCUGUUGAGCGACCUGCUGCUCAACGGCGUGCAGCCGCCUCGGCUCGCCUCCAGGAAGCGGGUGGUGGUGGACUUCUCGUCGCCCAACAUCGCCAAGGAGAUGCACGUGGGCCACCUGCGCUCCACCAUCAUCGGUGACAGCAUGUGUCGACUCUUUGAGUUCCUGGGCUACGACGUACUCAGGUUGAACCACGUGGGGGACUGGGGCACGCAGUUCGGCAUGCUCAUCGCCCACCUGCAGGAUCAAUUCCCAAACUACCUGGCGGUGUCGCCCCCCAUCGGGGACCUGCAGGCCUUCUACAAAGAGUCCAAGAAGCGUUUUGAUGAGGAGGAGGAUUUCAAGAAGCGGGCGUACCAGUGCGUGGUCCGCCUGCAGAGUAAAGAAGCCGACUUCAUCAAAGGCUGGAAUCUCAUCUGCGACGUCUCCAGGAGAGAGUUCCAGAAGGUUUACGACUGCCUGGACGUGGACCUCGUCGAGCGGGGCGAGUCCUUCUAUCAGGACUUGAUGACGAAGGUGGUGAAGGAGUUUGACGAGAAAGGUCUGACGGAGAUGGACGAGGGUCGCAAGAUCGUGUUCGCCCCCGGUCAGUCCAUCCCGCUCACCGUCGUCAAGUCGGACGGCGGUUACACGUACGACACGUCGGACCUGGCCGCCUUGCGCCAGCGCAUUUUCCACGAGAAAGCCGACAUCAUCAUUUACGUGACGGACAGCGGGCAGGCCCCACACUUCCAGUUGGUGUUUGCCGCCGCCAAGAUGAUCGGAUGGUAUGACCCCCAGGUGACCAGGGUGGAGCACGCCGGCUUUGGAGUGGUGCUAGGCGAAGACAAGAAGAAGUUUAAAACUCGCUCAGGAGACACGGUGAGGCUGAUGGACCUGCUGGAAGAAGGACUGAAGAGGUCCAUGGACAAACUCAAGGAGAAAGAGCGAGACAAGGUCCUGACGCCGGAGGAGCUGCGGAAGGCCCAGCGCUCGGUGGCGUUCGGCUGCAUCAAGUACGCCGACCUGUCGCACAACCGCAUCAACGACUACGUCUUCUCCUUCGACAAGAUGCUGGACGACCGCGGCAACACGGCCGCGUAUCUCCUCUACGCCUUCACGCGCAUCCGGUCCAUCGCCCGCCUGGCCAAUCUAGACGAGGCGACCCUCAGGAAGGCUGCCGAGAGCACGGAGGUGCUCCUGGACCACGAGAAGGAGUGGAAGUUGGGCAAGUGCAUCCUGCGCUUCCCCGAGAUCCUGCAGAAGAUUCUGGACGACUUGCUGCUGCACCCGCUGUGCGAUUACCUCUACGAGCUGGCCACCACCUUCACCGAGUUCUACGACAGCUGCUACUGCGUGGAGAAGGACCGACAGACGGGUGAGGUGGUGAAGGUGAACAUGUGGCGUAUGCUGCUGUGCGAAGCCGCGGCAGCCGUUAUGGCCAAAGGCUUCCACAUUCUGGGUAUCAACCCAGUGCAGAGGAUGUGACGGACGGACGCACGCACGCACGCACGCACGCACGCACGCACGCACGCACGCACGCACGCACGCACUCACUCACUCACUCACUCACUCACUCUCCCGUUUCCUCCACUCAAUCUGAUCAUGAACGCUCACUUCAUCCUUUUGUCUGUAUUUUUUCAAAUUAAAAAGAUGAUGUGAAACUA